This is a messenger RNA of Myxocyprinus asiaticus (Chinese sucker), 1199 nucleotides long. It is a transcript of the gene cd9b, whose product is annotated as CD9 molecule b. The record is from RefSeq and is a predicted model, not a curated record. The transcript is spliced from 8 exons. The coding region runs from base 103 to 789 and encodes 228 amino acids. NCBI's taxonomy places the organism in Eukaryota, Metazoa, Chordata, Actinopteri, Cypriniformes, Catostomidae. Gene Ontology annotation, cellular component: membrane.
CACAGUCACAGCCCCUCAGGGCAGCAACAGUUGGCACAGACGAGCUACAAGGACACACACAGACCUUUUGGGAUUUAAACAUAUACAGACUGAAUUUAAAUCAUGGCAGCGCUGUCAGGUGGAGAGCAAUGCAUCAAAUACCUCUUAUUCGUCUUCAAUUUCGUGUUUUGGCUUGCAGGUACUGGAGUUUUGGCUGUUGGACUCUGGCUGCGUUUCGAUGAAAGAACAAAAGGACUUUUCACUGGAGAAGGCUCCCCGUCUGUGUUCUACACGGGGGUUUACAUCCUUAUUGUGGCAGGAGCCAUCAUGAUGGUGGUCGGGUUCCUCGGCUGCUGUGGAGCAAUAAGAGAGUCAUCAUGCAUGUUGGGACUGUUCUUCUUUUUCCUGCUGAUCAUUUUUGCAGCAGAGGUGGCUGCUGGAAUCUGGGGAUUGUCCAAUCAGGACAAGAUUGUGUCAGAUGUCCAGCAGUUCUACACACAGACAUUCAACAACUACAAAGAUUCUAAGCAGGAGGCAUUGAGAGAAACUCUGCGAUUGAUUCAGUACGGAUUACAGUGCUGUGGACCAACAGGAACGGCAUUUGAUGGAGCAACUGAAACCUGUCCGAAAAAGGAGGGACUUGAAAUCCUUGUCACUGCGAGCUGCCCAGAUGUUAUUAAGGAAGUCUUCACUUCGAGGCUUCACAUCAUCGGAGGAGUUGGGAUUGGCAUUGGGGUGAUCAUGGUCUUCGGGAUGAUCUUCAGCAUGCUGCUGUGCUGUGCUAUCCGACGAACCCGGGACAUUGUAUGAGCUGUCCUUGGCACAACAGCCUGUUUUCUGCUAUGUAUUUAUCUUUUUGUGAAUGUAUGUGUGAGUCACUCCCCCUUUAUCUUUUAACAAAGCCCAGCAUUAAACAACCGAACUAAAACUGUUACAGGCCAGGCAUAUACUGGGCAGAAGGAUUAAUUGCUGUUGAGUACCUACAUAUUAAUGUCCUUGUUGAGUCCAUUUUAAUUUUUUGGGUGUUCUGAUUAAUAUUCAUAUUUGCCUGUUUGAAUGUAUGUGCAAGCUUCUGACUUUUUUUUUUAAAUUUUAUUUUAUUUUUUAACAUUUUAAGAAAUGGCUUAUAUUAUUAUUUUUGUUUAUUUUCUCUGUUCCAACAUCGGUGUAUGGAGAGAGUGUAAAACUUUGAAAUUACAAAUAAAGUAGUUGAUAACCAC